CUGCUGCAUGUUGACUGUUGAGUGUGAUGGUGUACACUAAAACUUAAGUGACAAACGAAAUCAAACAAAUGUUGGUGAUCCAUAGGUCUAAAAUGGUUUGAAAAUUCAGAAGAAAACUGUCAAUUUGUUUUUAAAAUCAUAUAUAUCAGUUAUCAAAUAGUCUUUUGGAAUAUAAAUCGUGAAAGAAUCAGAAGAUAUCGAACCAAUGUUUUCUUCUACAAUAAUACAGUCCUUAUAAGUUUGUGUUUAAAAUUAUGGAUGUCACAACUGUUCUCGGGUCUGUAAUCCUCCUACACACAUUCUUCUAUUACCUUGAUAGGUACUUGAAGGGAAAAAAUUCACAAAGAUAUACAAGUUUUCUAAACAGGUUUCCUGUUCAAAUUGAUUUUAUGAAUGUGCGAUGGACAACAUCAAUGUUUAACAAAGCUCUAUGCAGUUGGGCAAUGAUGAGGUUGAAGUUUUUGAGUAAAUGGUAUAAUGUUGGAACAGUUAUUACACUUUUGCUUUGCAUUCCCUCUCUGAUACUCUUGGGUAGCACAGCUCUAGUAAGUUUUGAAAAUAUGAUGACUAACAAGAAAGAAGAAGCCAUGCUUCAACCAGUUGUUCCAGGAGUAAAUUUACCUUCAUAUGAUCUACCAUAUUAUUUAAUUACACUUCUAGUGUGCACUGUUGUUCAUGAGGCAGGUCAUGCUAUAGCUGCUGUUAGCGACCAGGUUCCAUUGGUGAGCAUCGGCCUAAUUCUUUGGCUAAUUAUUCCGGCCGCUUUUGUUGAGUUACCGACAAGUAAUGUGGUUGGUCUCUCACCUUGGAAGCAACUCAAAAUAUAUUGUGCUGGGGUGUGGCACAACAUCGUUCUGUCAGCAAUGGCUUUUGCCGUUUUGAUGAUGCUUCCCAUCUUAUUGAUACCGUUAUUCCAAUCCGGAGCUGGAGUGUCUGUUGUCAAUUUAAAUGCGUAUUCUACAGAUGGUCAUCACGAUUUUCAAGUUGGGGACCAGUUAACUCAAAUCAACGACUGCCACGUUACAGGGGUCGAAAGUUGGAGGCUAUGUUUGACUGCUGUUUUACUCGAAUCUUCAGGUUUCUGCCUCGAUAAUUCAUAUCUUGCUAGUUCAUUGUCUAGUGAUCAAUUGGGUUGUUGUAAUGAUUCCGAAUUAAGUAGAUCACAUUUAUGCUUCCUUUCAUCACCCAAUUUUGUCCCCAAAAAAUAUCACUGUUUAAGAGCCAGAGAAGUUUCCCAAUUAUCUUCAGCUUGGUGUUCCAACCAUAAAGGUUGCUCAUCAGUUAACCAAUCUUGCCUUAUGCCAUCAUUUCAUUCAGAAUCCGUGAAUGAAACUGAUUCCUCAAGACUAAUUAUAGUGAAACGAAAAAGUGCUGAUCCUGUUCUCUUUGCAGGCCUGCCUAAUGAAAUUUAUCUAUCUGUUUAUGUAUCCGAUUAUGUGCCCAGAAUAUUUAUUGGUCCCCAAUUUAUUAAUUUUAUUGAGCAUCUGUUAAGGUACAUUUCUUCCUUCUCCGCUGGAUUGGCAGUUUUAAAUGUAGUCCCGUGCAUCUUUAUGGAUGGCCACCAUAUUGUGGGUGCGCUUAGUGAAAUAGCGUUCGAAGGGCGAGGAAGUAUUUCUAUGAAACGACAAACUCAAUAUGCCCUGGUGUUUUUGGGGACUUCUCUGGUUGUCAUCAAUAUUGCGUUUGGUGUUCUCACUUUAUUUUUGUAGUAAAUUCACAUGUUUUUUCAAUACUGAUGCGCUGUAGAGUGUAGCCAUUACACAUAGUCAGUAACA
Daphnia pulicaria is the source of this 1775-nucleotide messenger RNA. It is a transcript of the gene S2P, whose product is annotated as membrane-bound transcription factor site-2 protease-like. Gene Ontology annotation, biological process: membrane protein intracellular domain proteolysis; regulation of response to endoplasmic reticulum stress. Gene Ontology annotation, cellular component: membrane; cytoplasm. The transcript has 6 exons. Bases 255 to 1709 code for a protein of 484 amino acids. Gene Ontology annotation, molecular function: metalloendopeptidase activity. The record is from RefSeq and is a predicted model, not a curated record. NCBI's taxonomy places the organism in Eukaryota, Metazoa, Arthropoda, Branchiopoda, Diplostraca, Daphniidae.